Messenger RNA from Danio aesculapii, 3277 nucleotides. It is a transcript of the gene tmem100a, whose product is annotated as transmembrane protein 100a. Bases 171 to 620 code for a protein of 149 amino acids. Gene Ontology annotation, biological process: cellular response to BMP stimulus. Lineage: Eukaryota; Metazoa; Chordata; Actinopteri; Cypriniformes; Danionidae. The transcript has 2 exons. The record is from RefSeq and is a predicted model, not a curated record.
CUCACACACUCACACACACAGUCAGUCAGUCAGAAGAGAAGAGUCUAUGUGGAGUAAAGCAGCACUUCAGCCGCUUCAGUUUGCCGGACAGGAUGGAAAACACGUGUGAGGUGUGGCAGAGGUGAGAAAACAAGAAGGGCUCACAUUAGAGACGGCUCCGACUGCGGCUGAUGCCUCGAAACACUCUGCCCCUUGACCCUGCGAUGCCCGCCGAGCUCUUGAAAGACACCAUGACCAUCCCUGGAGCUCCCGAGCGAAUCCUGGCCGAGAAAACCAACAACAAUGAGCCUCAAGCCCAAGCCCCGGCCGUCAUCAUUCCUCUGGUCAACGAGGUGCAGCUAACGGCGGCCACCGGCGGUGCGGAGCUGUCCUGCUACCGCUGCACCGUCCCAUUUGGUGUGGUGGUCCUGAUCGCCGGCAUUGUUGUGACUGUGGUCGCGUACACCUUUAAUUCACACGGAUCCACCAUAUCGUACUUCGGACUGGUGCUGCUGUCGGCUGGGCUGGUUCUGCUGGCGUUGAGUGCAGUUUGCUGGAAGGUGCGGAUGGAGAGAAAGAAAGAGAGGAGAAGAGAGAGUCAGACUGCACUGAUGGCCCACCAGAGGAGCAUCUUUGCUUGAUUCUGCACCAACAUGAACUCUAAAAACCUUACAAUGAAUAAGGGAUUACAUUUGAGACAGUGUCCAGAUUUUGUUUUGCAACUGGUCAGACAAAGCAAGCGCCUUCAGAGAAACCCGAAUGACGGUUUUUGACCAAUUGGCGUUUGGAGCUGAUAAUGGAGACGGGCUUGCAGCUGCAUGAGUCCAGAUGUGGAGAACAGCUGCACUGCAACAAAAAAAAUGAGGGGUUUUGUCUCUAGUAUUUCUGUUCUGUUUUUCAUUACAAACAUCUAAAGAUUCUUAAGUUUGAGUACAUUUAUUUGGGAAAUACACAUUUAAGAGAUUAAAGGCAUGGUUUCGCACAAAACACUGAAAAUUCUACCAUAAUUUGGAAUUUGGGUUUGUUUUUUCUUUUGUUGAACACAAAAGAGGAUAUUCUGAAUCAAGCUGUGAUUGAAUAAACCAUUGACUUCCAUUGUAUUGGUUUGUCUUACUAUGUAAGUCAAUGUUACUGGUUUCCAGCUUUCUUAAGAUGAUCCUCAUUUGGCUCAUGAAGAACACCUUGAGGGGAAUUAAUUAUUGUUUUUUUAUUUUGGAGUGAACUAUCUCUGCAGGCACAGGGCAUCAACAUGACGUCAUAUUGACGUCGUACUCCAAUGUACCCCAAUGUCAUGGGGACGUUAAAUUUUGUUUGGAAAUAAAAAUCGGGUAUAAGUCAGAACCCAACGUCUGGCCAACAUCAAUGUCCAACGUUCAACCUAAAAUCAACCCAAUUUCAAUGUCUACUCAUGUUACACCUUGACGUUGUGUGGACGUUACCACUAUGAUGUAUCACAUGUUGGAUUUUGGUCAAUUUCCAACGUCCAACCUAAAAUUAACCAAAUAUCAACAUCUACUCAUGUUACACCUUGACGUUGUGUAGACGUUACCACUAUGAUGUAUCAGAUGUUGGAUUUUGGUCAAUUUCCAACAUCCAACCUAAAAUCAACCAAAUAUUAACAUCUACUCAUGUUACACCUUGACGUUGUGUAGAUGUUACCACUAUGAUCUAUCAAAUGUUGGAUUUUGGUCACUUUCAACGUCCAACCUAAAAUCAACCAAAUAUCAACGUCUACUCAUGUUACACUUUGACGUUGUGUGGACGUUACCACUAUGAUCUAUCAGACGUUGGAUUUUGGUCAAUUUCCAACACAAUGUAAAAUAAACCUUAUAUCAACGUAAUUUGAUGUUGUUAUUGGAUGUCAACAAUAAUGUUGUCUUGGCUAGACAUUGAAUUUUGGUCACCAGACAUCACAACCUAAAUUUAGUCUAAUAUUAAUGUCUUAUGAUGUUGUGUGCCUGCUGGGAUCCCUUUUAAGCUAUAUUUUGUAACAAAUAUGUACACUCUCAAAAAUAAAGGUGCACAAGCUGUCACUGGUGUGGUACCUUUUCAAAAGGUACACAUUUGUACUUGAAGGGUCCAUAUUGGUACCUCAAAAGUAUAUAUUAGUACCUACAAAUUAAGUGGAACACUUUUGUACUUUUUAGGCACUAAUAUAUACCCUGGAGGUAUUAAUAUGAACCUUUUAGGUACAAAUUAGUAUCUUUUAAAAAAGGUACCACCCCAGUGACAGAUCACGUACCUUUAUUUCUGAGAGUGUAGUAUGCAGUCAAGUCAGACAAGAAAAAUAUCUAGUAAUGAGGUCAGAAAAUAAUCUAGAAAUUAUUUAAAAUAGCAUGUGGUUGUAUUAAACACAAGAAAGAAAUACAUUUAUAAAACAAAUGAGUAUUUCUUAAAGAAAAUCAAUGCAGUCCGAAAAUUUUUGAUUUUAAAAUAUAAAUAUGGGUCAAUAGAGUAAGAAAAAUAUCUAAUGAUCAUGCAUAAACAAACACAAACACAACAAAAUCAUCUGUCAAUGGUGCUAGAACAAAAUAUAAAGAUAUGUUUAAUAUUUAUGAUUUAAAAUAAUGAGUUGAUUUUAAUUAGUUUAGUUUAAUUAGUUUAAAAUUUGUUGAUUUCAAAUAAAUAUGGAUUAAAUAUUAAGGAAAUUUAUGCUUAAAGACAAUGGGCUCUAUUUUAGCGCAAAGUCUAAAGCACAUGGAGCAAAAGCAUUAAAGGUGUUUCCAAAUCCACUUACGCUAUUUUAAGGAUGAAAAAAUAGGCUCUGGGUCCUGACGCAUGGUCUAACAGGGUUGUGCUUAUUCUCCUAAUGAGUUAUUGGUGUGUUUUGAGCAUAACGUGCAUUAAACCAGAGUGUCAUCUGCCAUUCCCUUUAAGAGUCAGUUGCGUUGCGUCAUGGCGCAUUUGCUACAUGGCAGAUUUUAUAAGCAGAAAAAUUUAACAUUCCACUAGCGAGAAAACAGUUAAACAAAGCAUCUGCAGCGUGAGGAUAAAGAACAAACCUCCAUUUAGCCUCUUUACUUUUACUCUUUACUUUACUCCUUUACUUUCGUGGAGUAAGGAAAUACUCUAUUGAAGACAUCUAUUGUCCUACAUAACUAAUUUCAUAUUUCGUUUGUUAAGCACAAAGACUGUUUCAAAUCUAUUUCUAAAUUCAAUUCUAAUUUCCAGCAAAUGAAUAAAUGAACAAUAAUAACGAAGUUUGGUUAAAAAAUAUAUCCAAACACACAUCCUAUUCUUAUACCCCAUAUGGUGAUGCAGAUGACAGGUGGUCAAAUCUAAGCUUGUUUUCAUUAAA